GUUUUUGACUUUGUUCCCUGUUAACCGCUCGUUGUCUCCUGUUUUAUUUUUCCUUACCUUGUCGGUUAUCAGUUAUAAGAUAAUGUAUAAGAUUUUUUGUAACUUUCUAGUUUGAAGGACGAUUCUGAAGAAACUUUCUCAUUUUUCGUUUUAUUUCCUUUGUCCCUUGGCAAAUUUGGUAAAGCGUGAUGGUGUGCAGGAUUGGAAAAUUUCUGAACCUGUAUCGGAGGAGUGGACCGCUUGCCAGCCAGGUCCAGAGUAGAAACUUGAACUUGCUCGAAUGCCAUAGUAAAGUCCUCCUUCAAAAUUAUGGUGUCAACGUUCAGAAGUUCCUCAUCAUUGAAGAUCCAGUGGAGGCCAAAGAUUUGGAAACGAAAUUCAAAGUGGAUGAGUAUGUCAUCAAAGCUCAGGUGUUGGCCGGUGGGCGAGGUCUUGGCCAUUUUGACAAUGGUUUCAAGGGAGGUGUUCAUCUGACGAGAGACUCAACAGAGGUACGCCCGAUAGUCGAAAAGAUGGUCGGCCACAAGCUGAUAACGAAGCAGACGCCUAAAGAAGGCAUCCUAGUUCAUAAAGUUAUGGUCGCCGAGUCUGUCAACAUUCAGAGGGAAACUUAUUUCAGCAUAGUCAUGGAUCGUUUUUUUAAUGGUCCUGUAAUCAUUGCAUCUCCAAUGGGAGGGACUGAUAUUGAGACAGUUGCCAAAGAGACACCACACCUCAUCAAAACGUACCCUAUUGACAUUUACAAGGGCAUCUCGCUUGAUUUGGCACAAGAAGUAGCCUUAUUCCUUCAAUUCGAAGGUCCAAAUCGUGUAAAAGCUGCUAAUGAGAUAAAAAGAUUGUAUGAUUUAUUUGUAAAUGUAGAUGCGACACAGGUCGAGAUAAACCCACUCGCUGAAACCUCAGAUGGCCAGGUUGUUUCUGUAGAUGCUAAGAUUAAUUUUGAUGAUAAUGCUAAGUUUAGGCAAAAAGCUAUAUUUCAGCUUGAUGAUAAAAGUGAGACGCAUCCUCUCGAGGCCAAAGCGGCAGAGAACAAUCUUAAUUAUAUCAGGCUGGAUGGUCAAAUAGGUUGCAUGGUCAAUGGUGCAGGUCUCGCCAUGGCGACAAUGGAUAUUAUCAAGCUUUACGGUGGAGAGCCUGCAAAUUUCCUCGAUGUCGGUGGUGGAGUUAAAGAGUCCCAGGUUAAACAAGCCUUUGAGAUACUCUCGUCCGAUCCCAAUGUCAAAUCAAUCCUUGUCAACGUUUUUGGUGGGAUCGUCAACUGCGCAACGAUUGCCAAUGGCAUAGUUGAAGCCACGAAAUCUUUAAAUCUUAAAAUGCCCCUUGUCAUUAGGCUCGAAGGUACUAAUGUGACUGCAGCUAGAAAAGUUUUAAAUGAUUCUGGCCUUAAAAUUACAUUUGCAGAAAAUUUAGACGAAGCGGCAAAAAAAGUUGUGUCAACCUUAAAAUAAUAUGUUCUAUAGAUCAGGCAAAAAUCAGUUCAUCACUAAUGUUAAUUCAUUCCUUCCAAGAUUGAGCCUAGCUUUUUUAGUCAUUAAAUAGAUUAAACUAAUCUGUAGUUAUAUUUUCAUAAAAACAAAAACUUGUCAAUUUAGUUUUUAAAAAAAUUAAACAUGUGAAAAUCAUAGUUAACAAUGCUAUGGUGAUAUAAAUGUUUGGUUAUGUAAAGUAUUUAAGUCUCUAUUUAAAUACCUUAUAUUUUUGUACUCAAGAAUAAAUAAGUUUUCAAUGUU
This is a messenger RNA of Cimex lectularius (bed bug), 1730 nucleotides long. RefSeq names its product succinate--CoA ligase [GDP-forming] subunit beta, mitochondrial (gene ScsbetaG). NCBI's taxonomy places the organism in Eukaryota, Metazoa, Arthropoda, Insecta, Hemiptera, Cimicidae. The record is from RefSeq and is a predicted model, not a curated record. Gene Ontology annotation, cellular component: succinate-CoA ligase complex; mitochondrion. Bases 189 to 1448 code for a protein of 419 amino acids. Gene Ontology annotation, biological process: tricarboxylic acid cycle; succinyl-CoA metabolic process. The transcript has 2 exons. Gene Ontology annotation, molecular function: succinate-CoA ligase (GDP-forming) activity; ATP binding.